Molecule: messenger RNA, 360 nt
Organism: Lactuca saligna
Lineage: Eukaryota; Viridiplantae; Streptophyta; Magnoliopsida; Asterales; Asteraceae
Source: the annotation of a GenBank genome assembly
AUGGAUGCCAUUAUGAAAGGGUUAGGAUACUCAGUUCCUCCAGUUAUCUACUAUCAUUUUCAAGUGCCUAAGGGAGACAUGUAUUUGGGAUUACGGGCCCUAAGAAAUGAUGAUGAUGUUGCCAAUCUUGCCAAAUAUGUGAAGGAUCAUAAACUGAUAAGGGUUUACACUAAACAUGUUCACGACAUGGAUGCCAUUAUGAAAGGGUUAGGAUACUCAGUUCCUCCAGUUAUCUACUAUCAUUUUCGAGUGCCUAAGGGAGACAUGUAUUUGGGAUUACGGGCCCUAAGAAAUGAUGAUGAUGUUGCCAAUCUUGCCAAAUAUGUGAAGGAUCAUAAACUGAUAAGGGUUUUGCACUAA